This is a messenger RNA of Fraxinus pennsylvanica, 975 nucleotides long. NCBI's taxonomy places the organism in Eukaryota, Viridiplantae, Streptophyta, Magnoliopsida, Lamiales, Oleaceae. The record is from the annotation of a GenBank genome assembly.
AUGGAGGGGAGGACAACGGCGGUGGCUUCACAGAGAAGGGGAGAUGAGAGGAGGGAAGAGCUGAGACAGCGCCUCGUCGUCGCUUCAAGGUUUGACAUGGCGAUGGAGGCGGCGUUCGGUGGUUGGUGUUGUGUCACUGUGUGUGAAGAGGGGCCCAAGCCUAUAGUUAAACUAGGGUUUUGCAACGCAUAUAUAUAUAUAAUACACUCUCCCUACGUUCGGUAUUUUCUUGUUGCCCUCUUCUCGCCACAAAGAAGCACACAAAGUUCAUCACAAAUGGCGCCGAAGACUCAGAGAGUAACUCGUAACCCGGAAUUGAUUCGUGGGGUACGUAAGCACUCGCGUUCCCAGAUGUACCACAAGAGGGGACUCUGGGCUAUCAAGGCCAAAAAUGGAGGCAAAUUUCCAACCCACGAAAAGAAAUCUGUGGCCGCUGAGCCAGCCGCCGAGAAGGCACCCAAAUUCUACCCAGCUGAUGAUGUCAAGAAGCCACUUUCCAACAAGCGCAAGCACAAACCCACAAAACUGAGAGCAAGUAUCACUCCUGGGACAGUGUUGAUUAUAUUGACCGGAAGAUUUAAAGGAAAACGUGUUGUUUUCCUUAAGCAGCUUGCUUCUGGAUUGUUGCUUGUUACUGGACCAUUCAAGAUCAAUGGCGUUCCUCUAAGACGUGUCAACCAAGCAUAUGUUGUUGCUACAUCCACAAAGGUUGACAUUUCUGGGGUUAACGUGGACAAAUUUGAUGAUAAAUAUUUUGCUAAGCAAGCUGAGAAGAAGAAGAACAAGGGCGAGACUGAGUUUUUUGAGGCAGAAAAAAAGGAGAAAAAUAUGCUUCCAGUAGAGAAGAAAGAUGACCAAAAAGCUGUUGAUGCAGAAUUGUUAAAAGCUAUUGAGUGUGUUCCAGAAUUGAAGUUCUAUUUGGGAGCAAGAUUCUCUCUUAAGGCUGGAAUGAAACCUCAUGAGCUCGUCUUUUAG